Vigna radiata var. radiata (mung bean) is the source of this 1288-nucleotide messenger RNA. RefSeq names its product cysteine-rich repeat secretory protein 15. The coding region runs from base 114 to 983 and encodes 289 amino acids. Lineage: Eukaryota; Viridiplantae; Streptophyta; Magnoliopsida; Fabales; Fabaceae. The record is from RefSeq and is a predicted model, not a curated record. Gene Ontology annotation, cellular component: plasmodesma. The transcript has 4 exons.
AAAGGCAUCACGUGAGAAACGACCAAAAAAGCAGUCACCACUUCACUCUGAAAUUGUGAUAACCAUGAAAGAAAGUUAAGUUUGAACUGAGAGAGUUAACAAGGAAAAAGAAAAUGUUCAUAAGCCUUCAACUAGACUCAACUGAUAGAAUCAUUAUAGCUUUGAAACUCUCAUAUCUGCUAUUUCUCUUUUCUUCAAUUCCUAAUGCCCUAGGCUACACUAGCAGAGCUCAUAUCUUCAUUUAUGCUGGCUGCUCUCAAGAAAAAUACCAACCAAACACACCCUUUGAAGCCAACCUCAAUUCCUUCUUGUCUUCAGUUUCUGACUCAUCUUCUGAGAAUUCUUACAAUAGCUAUGCUAUUGGAAAUGGAAGCUCAUCACUACCAGAGGGAUCCAUAUAUGGCUUAUACCAGUGCAGGAGUGAUUUGAGGCCAAAGGAAUGCUCAAAAUGUGUUAAAAGUUGUGUUGACCAAAUAGGCUUGGUCUGUCCCUUGGCACUUGGAGCAUCUCUGCAAUUUGAAGGCUGUUAUAUCAGAUAUGAGCAUGUUGAUUUCCUUGGAAAACCUGACACAAGCCUUUGGUACAAGAAGUGCAGUAAAGCAGUGACAAGUGAUGCUGAGUUCUUGAGGCGUAGAGAUGAUGUUCUUUCUGAUUUGCAAGCAGCUAAUGGAUUUGGAGUCAGUAGUUCUGGUUUUGUUGAAGGGUUUGCACUGUGUUUGGGAGAUUUGAAUGUGGCUGAUUGCUCCUCCUGCCUUCAAGCAGCAGUUGGAAAGCUUAGGAGCAUUUGUGGUUCAGCAGCAUCAGCUGAUGUGUUCUUAGCACAAUGUUAUGCUCGCUACUGGGAAGCUGGCUACUAUGAUCAACCAGAAUCUUCUAAUGAGGAUGACCAAGUGGGAAAAUCAGUUGCCAUUAUUGUAGGAGUACUUGCUGGUUUAGCCAUUAUUGUCGUCCUUCUCUCAAUCUGCAGAAGAGCAUUUGGUUAAAAAAUUUGGAGAUGGAAGAAGGGUGUAAUCAUUUCAAAAUAAGGUGGACGUAAUCUUGUGGAUCGUAAAGUGGACCUCUCGUCACCUUCAAGAAAAGGCUGCAAAAUCACUUGAUCUUGUGAUCUUACAAAAUGGGAUCAUUCUUUUUGAUAAAAAUAAACUUAUUUAUUGCUUUACUGCUAUAGUGUGUAUUUAUUUCUUAAUUGUCUAAUCUGUCUGGUUAAUUAAAUGUUCUUCUUAGGAGGGAAAUGUAGAUUUUGUGUGUUUUUAAAUUAAAGGCAAUAAUUAUUGAUUUACUCUUUUAA